Closterium sp. NIES-65 is the source of this 1095-nucleotide messenger RNA. Lineage: Eukaryota; Viridiplantae; Streptophyta; Zygnematophyceae; Desmidiales; Closteriaceae. The record is from the annotation of a GenBank genome assembly.
AUGCCCUUUUCUUCUGCCUGCCAGCCCGGCAUAAAACCGGUUUCUCAUGGCACUCUGCACGAGGCUCGAGGCAGAGAACCCCGCCCCGGCAGCGGCGGCCAGCUGAACGAAGUACUGCGGGAAGGUGGCCGUGAGGAGCUCGAGGGAAGCGGAGAGAUUCUCAACGAGGUCGGAGUGAGGGAAUGUCCCUCAACAGGCCCUCUCACCUGCCCACAUCGGCAAUCUCACUUGCUCGCAUCGGCACUCUCACCUGCCCGACCUAAGGUGCUGCCUUACCUCGGCGAAAUUUCUUCUGCCUGCCAGCCCGGCGUAGAACCGGUUUCUCGUGGCGCUCUGCACGAGGCUGGAAGCAGAGAACCCUGCCCCGGCUGCAGCGGCCAGCUGGACGAAGUACUGCGGGAAGGUGGCUGUGAGGAGCUCGAGGGAGGCGGAGAGGUUCUCAAAGAGUUGACCGCGGCUGCUGCUGGGAUGGCGCCCUUGCCCAGCCCCACUGCGUACAGCAUUGCCUGGAGAGGCGAGGAGGGAAGAGAAAGUGGGAAGAGAGGGAGGAGAGACGAAUGGUUCCAGGUUGAACUGGGAGAGCGUGACUUUGGAUUCUUUCAGCACCCAGUUGACCGCGGCUGCUGCUGGGAUGGCGCCUUUUCCCAGCCCCACCGCGUACAGCAUUGCCUGCAGGAGGGAGAGAGGGAAGAGAGGGAGGGAAGCGAGAGAGGGAAGAGAGAAAGGGAGGGAGAGAGGGAAGAGAGGGAGGGAAGCGAGAGAGGGAAGAGAGAAAGGAAGGGAGAGAGGGAAGAGAGGGAGGGAAGCGAGAGAGGGAAGAGAGAAAGAGAGAGAGAGAGAGGGAAGAGAGGGAGAGAGGGAAGAGAGGGAGGGAAGCGAGAGAGGGAAGAGAGAAAGGGAGGGAGAGAGGGAAGAGAGGGAGGGAAGCGAGAGAGGGAAGAGAGAGGGAAGAGAGGGAGGGAAGUGAGAGAGGGAAGAGAGAAAGGGAGGGAGAGAGGGAAGAGAGGGAGGGAAGCGAGAGAGGGAAGAGAGAAAGGGAGGGAGGGAGAGAGGGAAGAGAGGGGGGAAAGAGAGGGAGAGAGUGUGGUUGUGUGA